UACCAUAAGACGCUGUUAUGCCAGCAAAAGUAUUGAUUUGCGAAUGGGGUUUCUCGUCCCCCAGCUAGCUUACUGUGCACCUUGGCGCCUAGGCUUCUCAGCUUAUUGCCAUUAGAUAGGGUGAAGUGUAGGCUAAAAUUCUCAUGUUCAGCUUCACGGAGUUGCUUUUUCUUGGCUGUGUUACAUCGGUUAGCCUAUAAUGGGGACUAGGAUUCACGUGGCGACCACAAAGCUUUUGAGCCGUAUGCAACAAGCAUGGCUGAAGAGACGCGGGCCCUCGCACUCUUCACCUGCUUUGACAGCUCAGCAACGUGCUGAUAUACUUGAAUGCUUUGAAAUGUUGGAUAGUGAUGGCAGCGGGGCCCUCGAUGUGCGAGAGAUGCGUGCUGCUAUGCGCUCAAUCCUUGGUGCAAUGUCUCGGGACGCGGUUGAAGAGCUCAUGUUGAAAGCGGAUUCGUCCGGCAAUGGCGAGCUGGAAUUCAACGAGUUUCUCAACAUCAUGGGUCGAGCGCUCUACUAUCCCGACAAGCACGGCAAGACCGAGCUCAGCUUCUCAGAUGUGGUUCGCGCCUUCCGUCGCAAGAAGCUGAUUGAGUCACUCAUCCGGGGAGGCGACGCGCGAGUCAAGGUGCUCGAAUUCCACGAAAAGGUACAGGAGCUGAUCCGCGCUGAGACGGAGGAGCUGCGGCAGCGGCACGCGGCGCAGGCCGUCAUGCACCGCAUCGAGACCGCCAAGGCGGAGCGCGAGAGGGCGCACCGGGCAGCCAGCCUGGCGGCUCAACGCUCGCUGAAGGACAAGGCCAAGCUGCAGGCGUCCAUCGGCCGCUCGCUGCACGCCUUCGAGUCGCUCUACCGCCGCCACCACGAGGCCGGACUUGCAGCCGAGCAGCGGGAGUGCGCGGGCGCAGCGGCUGCAGCAGCAGCAGCAGCCCGGGGGGAGGAGGGAGAUGCCCUGGAGCCGCCGCCCUCCAGCUCGGGGAUUCCAGAGGGGUCCCCGCCGAGCCUUCCUUUCGGACCGGUGGGCGGAGGCAGCCGUGGCAGGUUCGGGUCGUCGAGGCGGAGGCAGGGAGAGGACAUGGUGGCGGGCAGUCGCGGCGGCGGCGGCGGCACGGGUGCUGGGGAGGGCGGGGAGGCUGGGCUCGGCAGCGGGCCCGAAGGCGAGGUGGCACAGCGAGCGGCACCCAAUGGACCGGAGCGCCCCGUGCCUUCCGGCCCGCCCCAGAGCUACUUCUCUUCGUCCUCCCUGCCCGCAUCCAACCUGUCCCUCGAAACCGCUUCCGCAAAGGCGACCCGGCGGGUCAGUGCCGCAGUGAUCAAGUACUUCAAGCAGCUGGAGGAGCUCGCGCGGAAGGAGGAGGAGAAGUUCAUUGAAGCCGCUCGCCUGAACGCAACCUUCAUGCCGGCCCCGCAUCGAAGCGGCGACGGCAAGCAGUCGCCCCAAGCAGCCCCUCGCACCUCCCAGCGAGGCACCCCACCCACCGCCCCUACCUCCUCCUCCCCCUCCGCAGCCGCCGCUAGCCCGUCAUCAGGGCCGGACAACGCCACGGCUGGCGAGCCCGCAGCUGCCCCCGGCUCCAUUCCCGCUCCCGGGCUUGCGCCCAGUCCUGAAACGCCAACCCUGGAGCCCAGUGUGCUGGAUGCGGCAGGGGCUGGGGGUUCCGGAGACCCGGAAGCAACCUGCCCAUGCCACUCCCCGGAGCCCCAGCCGCCCCAGUCGCCCCAGUCGCCCCAGCAGACGCAAACCCCAAAGAGGCGGCGCCAGCAGCAGCAGCAACGUCGCGGAUCACCGCCACGGGCCUGCCCGAGCAGCAGUGCGGGCAAUGAGCUGGGCGGGGGGGAGAGCACCCCGGGGGGGCUACCUGGGUCGCCGCCACAGCAACCAGCACCAGCAUCGCCUGCUGCUGCUGCAGCUGCUGCUGCAUCACCCGUGCCGAUCCUCUCCCGCCACCCGACCUCCCCAGCUGACCUCCGACGCAGCCGGGACGCACUUGUCUCGCGCGAACAACGCCGGCGCAACAACCCCCCCGGCGCCGCCGCUGCAUGGGCCGAGCCGCAUGAGUCCCUCUUGGCGCCCGGCAGCCCUCCGGCCACCUCCCGGGAGGCCCCCGUGCUCAGCCCCUCCAACUCCGGCUUGUUGCCCUUCGGUGCGCCCAGCAGGGCCUGGCGUCAGACGCCGGCCUUCGGGCAGCCGGCGCCCGCAUACGCCUGGGCGACCCUCCUGUCAAGUCCCCGCAGAGCUGGCGGCGUCACCAGCAGCAGCGGCAAUGGUGUUGGUGGCGGCGCCGGUGCUGGUGCGGUUACUGCAAGCAGCCUAUCCGCUGCUCGCGGCGGCUUUGCAACCAGCAGCCUGCAUGCGGAGGCGCUUAGCCCGCAGCGAAGUGCGGGAGACAUGCAGGCCGGGUAUGAGGGGAUUGCCGCCGCUACCGCCAGCGGCGGCGGCGGUGGCGGCAGCAGCAGCAGCGCUCCCCUGCCGCCAGUCAUGACGCGCGCCGCCGCCAGCUUCAGCUUUACCGCUCAAGGCCCGAUGGGUGCAGCAGCAGUCACAGGGGUGCCGGAGGUGCUGCUGACGCCUCCUGCAUCUUCGCCGCCUCCCUCGACGCCGCUAGGGGCGCCAGCAACGUCGGUAGACGACCUGACCCCAGCAACAACAACGGCAUCAACCUCAUCGGCAGCGCAGUCGGCGGGAAGUCGUGGCCAGCGCAGUAGCAGCAGCCUUGAGCUGCCUCCACGUGCACUCCUCAUGCAGCCCGACGGCAUCACGGAGUUUAGCACCGCCACCGGCGUUGCAGCAGCAACAGCAGCAGCAAGCGCAGCAGCAGGCUCGCCACAUCCUUCUGGAAGCGGCCCCUCUAGGGCAUCCUUUACAGCGCCGGCCCACUGCCGUCCUUCAACCACCACCACGGAACAACCCAGCAACCACCUGCAGCCCCUGGCACGCGCGCCCAGCCUGCCGCAUGCGGGUUCCGUAACCGCCGCCGCCGCCAGCCCCCACAGUCUGCACAGCCCUCGCAGCUUCCAUGCAAGUCGAGCCGACUCGCACUCCUUCUCGCUUGGGCCUGGAUCCGGCAACCAUAGCUUCCUGGCAUCGCCAGCUCGCAAGUUGAGCACGAGUUACAGUCACGGGCCGUUCCACACGACCUCCCGGGGUCCGGGAACGAUGGCCUCGGCGUCAGGACCGGCGGCCGCAGCGCUGAUGGAAGGGGUUGUGAGUGUGGGGCGAGUGUCUGGGAUGCCACCCGCUGGGUGCGCCGAGGGUGCGCUUGGGGGUGAUGGGGAUGCACAUGCACUGCUGGAAAGGCGCCGGCGGGGGACACGGUCGUUGCGAGCCCUGGUAGAGGCAGCCGGGGCUGAAACCGGGGACGGGACGGCAGCGGGAGCGGCAGCAGGCGUGGGGGAAGUGGAUGAGGCGGACGAGGGCGGCGGAGGCCUGGCGGCGGCGGGGGCAGCCGGGGCGUUGGCAGUGGUGGGAAGGGCGAUCCUGGAGGGGGAGGCGCAUGCCGAGGAGGACGGCAGUGGCAGGACGACCUCGCAUGCAGGGAAGGCUGCUUCUGCUGCUGCUGCGGCGGCGGCGGCAUCGGAAGCGGCAGGUUUGAAGACCAAGCGGGCGGUCGCGGUCCCGGUCGCAGAGAUUGCGGAGGUUGAUGCCGCCAAGGAUGCCGUGCCGCCGGACGUGUCUGAGAUCUCAGAUGCGGAUGAGGCUGAUGCGGAGCAGGGCUCGCAAGCAGCAGCAGCAGCGGGCCCGGAGUCAGCUACAGCUGCAACAGCAGCAGCAGCAGAGUCCGUGGAGGAAGAGGCAGCAGAGGGGACUGCUGCUGCUGCUGCGGAGGAGGAGGAGGAGGAGGAGGUGGUGUUCGCGGGAGGUGAGGCGAGCUCCUCCGAGACCGAGGCCGGACACGAGGUGGGGCCCCCAGCGGAGUUGGAGCGGGAAGAGGCAGUGGAGGCAGUGGAGGCUGCCUCCGCAGUGUCGGACGUGUCAGGCGGGGCAGGGGAGCCUGCUGGCGACGGAUGCGGCGCAGGGGCGCAGGGAGCUGCUACUGCCAACGGAGAGGCCCUGCCAGCGCCCCCUGAGGUGGAGGUGUCCGCAGCCACCUUUCUGACGGCGGCGGCUGCAGCGGCAGCGGGUGUGCCUCCGCGGAACGAGGAUGAGGCAGGGAGCGAAGGUGGGGCAGCACGGCCCCUAGCGCAUGCAGCCUCCGUCCCCAUCGCACCCUCCGACGCAUCCACCCUAGCCGAUGUCAGUCCGCGCGGCCCUGCGGAGGAGCGCCGACACACCUUCCCGGCGCUCAAGAACCUCCCCGCCUACUGCCGCCCCAACACCGCCGACCAUUCCUCGCCCCCCUCAUCCGGCUGCCCCUCCUUCCGAGGCGCGCCACCGCCUACACAACAGCGCUACUCCCAGCGGCCUGCUGCCCUGCUGUCGCUGCAGCCCCGCCCUUCCAUCCCUAAAUCCCCAGCUGCCUCCUCCCACGCCUCCUCACACACAGCACCCGGCGGCGGGGCCGUGUCGCAUCCCGGCGACCCGCCACCCUCCUCAUCCGCCACCCUGCCCCGCGUCCCCUCAUCCGCCUCCUCAUCCGCCUCCGGUCCCACCACCUCCGGCCCCACCGUCUACUUCCCCACCAACUACAGCGCUUUCACAACCUCUCCCACCACCACCGCCGCAGUCGUCUCCCCCGUCGCGCCGCCCGCUGCUCGCCCCUCCAGCCAGGCAGCUGGCAGCUACCGCAGCCGCUCCAACGGCUCCACCGCAUCCUAUGCACCCCGAGGAGCCUACAUGAGCCUGCAGCUCUCCUCACAUCGACUUGGCGCCGGCAACAGCAGCGGCAGCGGCGGCGGUGUUGGUUCCGGAGCUCAUCAGCCUUUGCGGCCAACCGGCCGAGUGGGCGGCGCAGCAGCAGCGCAUGGUGCCGGCCGGGACGCCGCAGCAGGCGCAGCAGCUGGGAACGGGACGUCCGGGACGGGUGCUUCUGUGGGGCCGUCCACUCGGCCCGGCAGUCCCCGGUCGCCGCUAGACCAGGCGCUGCCGACGCGUCACAACGACCGAGUCGUCAUCACGUUCUUCGGACAGCACCUCCCAUGCGCCAGCAACGGCGCAGUGGUGCUGCCGGCGGUGUCCGGCUGUUCGCCCUCGCAGCCCUCCUCGCAGUCGCCCGCACCUGCUGCGCUGCCGCCGCCGCCGCCGCCGCCACCCCAGCAGCAGCAUCAGAAGCUGAAGCAGCAGCGCUCGACUGGCGGUCAUGCGACACCCACCAGGAGGACCCACAUGGCGGUGUUCGCACCGCCACUGCCGCCGCCUCCGCCGCCGCCUCCCACGCCGCUGCUGCCCCGCUCCAGAACCAGCGGCACGGGCAUGGCGACAUCGUCGUCGUCAGCGGCGGCGGCGGCGGCGCCGGCAACCCCGGCCGGAACCCCCACUGCCGCCGCCAGCGGCGCUACCAACACCCUUGUGGUACAUGCAACCUCCACCGCAGCGGCCGUCGCCGGCGGCGCAACCACCUCCUCCUCAACGGCGACGGAUGCGAAUGUCUGGACGGCGACGUCGGCGCUGCCGGCACGGGCGCCGCUACGACGCAGCGGAACAAACGUCCGCGGCAACGGCGAAGCACGUACUCCGCCUCCCACUCCGCCGGCAGGAGGGAGCAGACCAGCACCUCCCCACGAUCCGCCGCCGCCGCAGCCGCCGCCUCCGUCACAUUCACAACCCCCCGCAACAACCUCGGUCCCAACCGCAACGCCCGUCCACACUCUGCCUCCAGGUGCCCCCCUACCUGCCGCCCAUGCCGGCGACGUGUCGGCGGGUUCCUUUGCUCCCGCGGUCUUCGCGCCCGCCAUCUACGCACAGUCGCCGUACGGCAUCCCAGGGUACGGCCCGGCAGCCUACGGUCCUGCGUCGUACUGGCCUGGAUCCUACCCGCCUCAGGAGCCGCCGCAUGCACAACCGCCGGCGCAGGGCGGUUACGGCGGUUGGGGCGACCAAUGGGUGCUGGUUCUGGAUCAGUACUUCGGGCUGGGUCCGGGUCCGGAAGGCGCAUGGGGGCCGGCGCACACCCCAGGGGCUGGCGGGGAGCACAGGAACCGUGGGGCCGGCCAGCAGCACCCGCGGUCCAAGUCAUCUACACCCACACCCACACGCGGAGCAGUUGCUGCUGCUGCGGCCGCAGCUGGUGCGGCUGCCGCUGCAACGAACGGCAGCAGCACGGCUGACAACAGCUGCGUUGCGGAAUCUGGCGGUGCCACGGGCGUUACUAGCAUCCCCGACCCCACCGCGCAUGUCUUCUCCGGCGACAGUCCAGCCAGCACAGGUGGGCCAGCAGGAAGAGCCGCCGGGGCCGCUGCAGCGACUCCGAUGACGCCACCAGCGGAUGACGCGUCCUCCUGGGAUGGAUCUACGGACGGUGCAGAGCUGGUGUUGGGACCCGCUCCGCCCAGUCGUCGGCCGUUCAACGUGCCGAUGCUAGACCGUGUGGCGGCUGGGGCGCUGGGGCCCUGGGAGGCACCCACGGUCAACAGUCCGGGACCCGUGGGUCAUCAUGACAGCACGGAAGGCAUCAUGGGGUGAUUGUGGUGUAUACCAGUUGCAUUGAUUCUAGUUAGGACGGAGCCAAGGAGUUCAUGGAUGCAUGCUGCGGGUUUGCGCGGGUGUCAUGGAUAUGUUGCCGUUGCCGUUGCCGUGAUUGAUUGGUGUUGUUGCACGCAUGAUGUGGACAUGGCUGUAGGUUUACUGUGUCCAAGUGAUGCUCCGCAGCCUUCCAUUGUUGUUGCACACUCGGCUCCUUGGAAGUGGUUGACAGCUGGGUGCAUAGAUGGCACAUGUUGUGUCAGCUGCGAUCAGGGUUCCCCAGUUGUUUGUGUUCGUUGUGUUGAUUGCCAGGGAAGAUAUUAUUCAUGCAGUAGAAGAGUGGCGUGCCGGUGUGUGUUUUGCGACGCAAGCGUACACACACCACGCCCUACUCGCGGCCAGUUAUUUUAACACACCACGCGUUGGUUCAUUGUGAAGCAGGGUUUGCGGGCUUAUGAAGAGCCUGGCUUGCAGUUUGGAAACACACUGUGAAUCAUCGUUGCCCGAUUUGUGUGUCUACCGGUAGGGGUUUGCCAGGCCUGAGGUGCGCAGUUAGUCCCACAUGUGGCACCGCAGCACCUGCACGUAAGGCAUUCCGGUCCUCUCGGGUUGGUGACUUUAUUGUUUCGACGUGAACAAACUGGUUUCUUACUUCCCGUAGCGACACGGUGAUGGUAAUCACUAUGUGUUAAGAGUACCAUGGUGUAUCGUGUCUGGUUUCCGCGAGGAGUGUCUCCGUGAGAAUCGGACUAUACUGGAAACGAGGAACCGAAAUCCGACCACGGGAAGUGUGACAAUGUUUGUGUGCGUGCCCCUUUCCAUUGGUGCCCCUUCGAGGGGGGCUGCCAGGGUUGAGCAUAGCAAGGCACCUGACAGGUCAAGCCAUUCACCUGUCAUGACAUGUUGGAUGGUUGGCGUGUCGUUACCGGUGCAUGUGGCCUGCAACCAUGCACCCAUGCAAGCGCUGGUGCUUCACGGCUGCAGGGUGAAGAAGCCCCGCCGGGUUUGGGGUUGGUGUCGAAGAAUAAAAGCAUUGUUGCAGACCUUCUGGUGUUGCAGACAGAACUGACAGAACUGAUGAUGGAGUGGCUGGGACGCGGCAUGACGUGAGCGAAGUACGUCGUACGUCAUUACAUGUUUGCUGAGGGGCCAGCCGAUCCGGCAUGUUGCGGUGCGAAGCUUGACGCAUGAUGGCUGUUGUGAGUUGGGCCAUGAGGGAUCGCAUUGCAGGGUUGGACUAGGGAGGGCGAGUUUGGGGACCAUCUCUGCCCCUUGGGUACGUGGUAAAUGCAUAUGGAGGAUUGCGCCAGGAAGAGCUUCCGUGCAAUGCAUAAAUUGGUUCCAAACAGUUAUGCUGU
Messenger RNA from Astrephomene gubernaculifera, 7917 nucleotides. Lineage: Eukaryota; Viridiplantae; Chlorophyta; Chlorophyceae; Chlamydomonadales; Astrephomenaceae. The record is from the annotation of a GenBank genome assembly.